AUGACGGCGAACUCGGAUAUCACCAAUCAGACGCGCUCCACAACAUCUCAGUUGGGCGGACUUACACGCCAGGAAUUCUACUCGUCACUAGGCGACUCUGCAGUUCCAUCCACCACCGAGUUCAACUACGCGACCUACUUGCGCGAACGGGCAGCAAUAAGCCAGCAAUGCCUCGGCAGUGAGGGCGAGCCAACAGCCACCUCGCCCAUAACUGACGUGAAGGACCCCUUCAACAUGGACGUGGCGGAGCAGCAGCUGCUGAAGAGGCCACCGGCUUGCUUCAUCGUCAUCGGGAAGCCGUGCUCGGGGAAGACGACGAUGGCGCGCCUGCUGUCCGAGUGGUGGCGCUCCAUCUACAUCAGUCCCGACACACUCGUGGAGGAUAUAGUGGAGAGCCAAUCGGAGCUCGGACUCCGCUUUUGGUCCCUCCUCGCGUCGGGUGUGGCCAUUCCCGAGCAGCUCAUCAUGAGCAUGCUGUCAGAGCGUCUGCAGCGUGAAGACGUCAGACACUAUGGCUACGUGUUGGAUGGAUUUCCCUGUCUAUCAGAGAAGGUGCUGUCCCACCUGGAUCAGCUGAAACUGAUUCUAGACUCGGCCCUGCCACCAGCCGUGAUUAUUCAUCUAAGAAUAUCGGACGAAGAUCUGGUGGAGAGGGCUGCGUCUUUCCGCAUGGAUGAAGCAAAGGGCAGGUUGUAUAGCUUCAUAUUCUAUACAGAAAAACCGAAACCACCAAAAAAGCAAAAACCGCCACGGUUGCCAUCGGACGACGAGAAUGAAGAAGAGGAGGAAGAAGAAGAGGAAGAGGAGGAAAUGCACGAGGAGGCAGUCGAAGAAGAGGAAGAAGUUGAGGAAGAGGAAGAGCCAGAACCCAUGGAAAACGAAGAGGGUAGCGAAGACGGUGAAGAACGUCGCCCACCUCAACUCAAACCACCCAAAAAGCCGAAACCGAUGAAUCCAUUUCAUCCGGCACCGAAGAAGGUUCGAGAUACUCUUCUGCGCAUCCCCGAAGGCAAUCGGUCUCGAUUCUCCGGAAAGCUAGAAGCAUAUAAAUCUCGACUGAUGUUGUUGCUGGAAGAUUAUAUGACCAGCCACAGCCCCGAGUUUCUGAUUGAAAUUGACGCUACGCUGCCUCCGAAAGAAGCGUUCGACAGCCUGAAGUACCGUCUGUCUGUGCUACCUAUCUACCGCGCCAUGGUGCCAGUUCGUCUAAGAGAUCAGGACAACCCACCAGCCGUCUCCUCGGAGGACGAGCCCGAGCAGAUCAGACACGUGCUGCAGCGCACCAGUCCGCUCUGCUUGCGAUUCAAGUGGACGCCGUCCGAUUUCGGCGCCAUGUGUCCCGUCAAUCUCCAGGAUGGUCGUAUCGUGCGUGGAGACCCAGAAUUCUCAGUUGGCUUUCUGGAUCACUUCUACGUCAUGGCCAACGAAGAAGCAUACGACCUAUUCAUGCAAAAUCCGCGACGGUUUUUGAUGAGGAAGCCAAAGCCUCCGUGUCGGGUGAUCAUCUGUGGGCCCAUAGGAAGUGGUCGGACCACGCUUGCGUCCCACUUGGCCAGCUACUAUGCUGCAAGUAUCAUUGACAUAAGGGAGGCAGGAGUGCUGUUCUUGGUGAAAAAGCGGAAGGAAGUCUUGGAAGAAAAACGGAAGGAAAAACGAAAAGAAAUCAAGGAGACAGUCAUGGCUAGGAGAAAAAGGGAAGCAGAAGAACGUGCAAAGGUUGAGGCGGAAAACGCUAGCGAUGAAACGAAAGGUGAAGAACAGAGUGGACAGAUCAGCCCUAAUGAUGGCGAAAAAAGCAAAGAAUCCAUGGGGAAAGGAGGUAGCGGUGCAGCUUCGGAAAGAGACUCGUCCGGAGAGGCGACAGCGACACCCAGGAAUAGCGCAGGCAGCAAUCGCUCCAAUGCACCGGAAGAAGCAGAGAGCAAGGCCGGUCCCGGUAGUCCUGGUGCUCGUGCCGAUAGUGGAUCAAGCGGCAAGUCCACUAAGCCAGGCAGUGGAUCUGGGGCUGGGAGCGACGGAGGAGGCGCCGCGGAACAGACGGAGAGCGGAGGUGUGGGCGCUGCAGGCGCUGGCGGCAGCAGCGGAGCCUCCCCAGGGGACGGCGUGACCGACUCGUCAGGCGAGGAGUCCCAGUCGUCGUCGGACGCGCCGCCGGACCCCGAGGUGGAGGCUAAACUGGAGGAGUGUGCCGCUGAACUGGAGGCGCUGGUAGCCGACGUUCAGCUGGAGCCGCCUGACUGGCUGCAGGUGCUGCAGGAGACGGUGGCAGAGACAGAGCGACAGCGCCACGUCGAGGCCGGUGGUGGGCCCAAGCACGGCGGCUGGGUCAUCGACAACAUGCCCACAGAGAUGGUGCUGUGGGAGCUGAUGGCUCAGUCCAAGUUUGAGUAUGAUGACUUGGUUUGUAUCUGGGACGACUCGGAUGAUUUUCUGUUCCUGCAGGAUUACUACUAUCAGGAGCAUCGUGAAAAGGUGGGAGAAGAUGCUGUCGCCGCAAAAACCGCUGCCGAAGAGGAGGCCAAGAGAAAUGAGGAGGAGCAGCGAAGGCUGGAGGAGGAGCGGGCGCGACAGGAAGAGGAGAGGCAGGAGCAGGAGGCGGUGAAUAGGCAAAUGGCGGCCAUUAUGGGCGAGAGCGCAUCGCCUGGCGCUCCGUCUGAGCCAAAGAUGGAUGAAGACGAGACGAAGCCGGAUGAAGCGGCAGCUGGUCAAGGCACUUUAUCUAUCGGCGGCGCCUCCCCAGCGCCGGCUGCCCCAGGCGGGAACGCGUCACAAAGGGGGCCAGCCAGCAACAUGUCCGGAGCACCAAACACCGAGCUAGAAGACCUGCAGGAGCUCGGAGACCCCGCGACGCCUCUGGUACCGCCCGAACCGCCACCAGACUGCCCGAUGAUGGCCGACUACAAAAAGAAGCUGCUAGACUUCAGCCAGGAGUGGAGUUCCGUGCGCAGCCUGGCCGAGCCGCGAAACUCCCCUGAGCCUAUAAUUCUGGCGCUCGACAAGGUGAUGCGCACUGGGACAAAUCUGCUGCGAGUUGUCACCGAGCAAAUGGAGCACAGCUUCCGUCAGCAGCCGCGGGACCUGAGCAGCAGUGACGAGCUGGAGAUGGAGUUUGGAGAGGUUGACGACGAGGUGGAAGAGGAGGCAGCUGAUGAUGACAAUGAGCUCGAGGAUGAGGAAGACCAUGGCAUGUCAGACGCUGAAGGUGAAAACCAGUCACGGCAAGACCAGAAGAAGCCUUACGGAGAGACGGGCAAGUUCUGCCCAGUGACUUACACGAAGAUGGGAGUGCUGCAGCCGGGCUCACCGGAAUUCGCUGUCGGUUACCGCGGUCAGUUAUACCUCACCAGCUCUCAGGAAGCCAUGGAUACACUGAUGGCUGAUCCGGAUCGCUACAUCCCAGCCAAUGAGCCACCAAAUCCGGCGCCGCUGCGGCUUGUUCUGCUUGGAGCAUUCGGUGCAGGAAAAUCAGAACGCGGCCGUCAUCUAGCCGAGAAAUGCGGCGUGUUCUUCUACGACUACACCGAGCGACUGCAAGAAAUAAUGCUGUCUCUGGGAAAGCAACGCAUAGGCAAGCACUUCUACACUGACGUGUCAGGGGAGGACACAAUCGCCGACGACAUCGCAGAUGUUGUCACAGAGACGACCCGCAUGCGAGAGGAGUUUGACCAGAAACAGGCCGAGCGUCGAGCUGAGGCGGCGGCAGCAGCCGGCCUGGAGAGUUCCAGCGCAGGUUUCGGCACUCCUCCACCGGAGCCGUCGGCGGCUGAGGAGGAGCCGGCAGCCGGUGGCGAGGGCUCUGAUACGGAGGAGACCAACGGCCGGCGACCGGACCAGGCAGGCUGGACGGACCUCCAGGUAGAGGUAGAGGCACAUCUCCUCGGAGAGCUGGAGAUGCUGUCUCCGAACAUGCUGGACGAGCUGGUGCGUCCGUGGUGGGAACACUCGCCGUACAAGGAGACAGGGUUCGUGAUGGAGGGCUUCCCAGCGACGCCCGACGAGAUGCAGUAUCUGACAGACCACCAUCUGUUCCCUGACGCCAUCGUUGUGUUGAUAACGGAUCCCGAGCAGACGGUGCAGCGCUUGCUUCCAUCCAGGCUUGCACAGUGGCAAGAGAAAAUGGAUGUUUUCCAGGCCAGAAUAAAGGAGGCACGGGAAGCAAAGGCCGCAGAGAGACAGCGUGAGAUAAAUGAACGUCGAAAGGAGCUGCAAGAUGAAGUCGAUCAGAAGAAGAAGCAGCGAGAAGAGAUGCUGAAGCAGCAGGCUGUGGAUGACGAGGGCGGAGACGAAGAGGGAGAUACCAAUGAUGACGAGCCCCCGGAAGGAUCAGAUGCUAUGACGAUGGGAGAUGAGCUGGGAGAAGAAGAGGAGACGAUCGACAUUGAUCAGAUCAUUGCAGACGAAUUCCCUGAGCCGGAGGAGACUGAAGUUCAGUGGGAGACGAAGGAAGAAGCAAAGGAGCGCCUCUCCGAGGUUCUCCGCCAGUGGCACGAGGAAGGAAAAGCGGCCAUUGCAUCUCUGAAGGAAGUGGCAACCGAGGCGAACAUCCCGUGGGUGGAAGUGGAUGCCAGACGACGAGGUCAUAUUGUUGACUUCCAGCUGACCACUGCUCUGGAAAAAUACAUCAAACACCGUUCGAGCCUGCUGCAGCGAGCCUACCCAAUCGGAACCAACAUGGCUUCGAUGCUGUUGGACGUCGGCUACCGGCAGCUGAGUAAGUUCGGUAAGCAGUGCCCGGUGACGCUGAAGGACCGAGGCAUGAUGCUGCCGCCGUUCAACCCUGUGGAGCGGCGGCCGUACCCAGUCAUCUACCGGCGGCACAUUUACUACUGCAUCAACAGCGCGGCUGCCGCCAAAUUCAUCCGCAAUCCUUUGAUGUACACUGAGCAGAGGCCGCCGCAGUACCUGAUCCCCAGCCGCGUGGCGGUGCUGGGACCGCCCAAGUCAGGUAAAACGGCCGUUAGCUGCGGCCUGGUGCGCCGCUACGGUCUGCACCGCGUCUCGGCCGGGGAGGCGGUGCGUGCCCUGUUGGCGCGCUGGCCGCCGCUGCAGCUGGGCGAACGCGUGCGGCACCACCUGGAGGAGGGCCAAGCGGUACCGGAGCCGCUCCUGGUGGCCGUGAUUCAGAUGGCAUUGCUCUCGGUGUCGGCCCAGGUGCACGGCUUUGUGCUGGAUGGCUGGCCGCAGAACGAGCGCCAGGCGGCGGCGCUGACGGCCGCUGGCGUGCUUCCUUACCUGAUACUGGAGCUGAAGGCCGACGCCGCGAUCACCGUUCGCCGCGCGCGGCGCCAGGAGAACUGGUUCCGAGCGGAGCAGACUCGCCUGGAGGCGGCUGCCACGCGGCGCAGGCCGCCCGCAGAGGAGCCGCGGCUGGAGACGCCGCUGGCGCACUGCGUUCGCCUCGCGAGCUGGAGACAGGCGUCCGAGCAGCUGGGGUACUACUACCAGCGCCUGCAUGGGAACCUGGUGGAGCUCAACGCCGGCAAAACCAUGUGGGCGGUGGAGAAGGAGGCUCGAGCCGCUCUCGAGCAGCGCAUCAGCGAAAUCUACCAGUACCGCGAGCGAGUGGCGUCGGGUCGAGCGGCGCCGCUGGGAGCCCUGUGUGUCACUCCGGACGAGCUGUCGGUGCGGCUCGGUCCCCUGGGUCACUACUGCCCCGUCUGCUGGAGGGACGGCAAGCUGACCGACCUCAGCGGCGAGAAAAGUCUGGCGCACGCCGUGGAGCUGGGCGGACGGUACUACCGCACGUGUGGAGCCGAGCACCGGGAGGUAUUCCUAGAGGACGGCGAGAUGUGCGUGCCGCCGCGCGCCGCUCCGCUACCUCCGGAGCUCCCGCGCAGGCUGUCCCAGCUCGACACGGCCGAACUGUUGCCCAACAUCCCCCUGGCCUUCGGAGGGUUCUGCACGGUCACCUACGUGCGCGGCGGGCGAAGGUACGAGGCUCUUGUGCGCGGCGACCCCGCAAUAGCCGUGGGCUAUCAUCAUCAGGUGUAUCUGCUGGCCUCAGAGGAAGCCCGAGACGCGUUCAUGUCGGAGCCGCGUCGGUUCUACGCCUGCGUUCUGCCGAAGAAACUCCCGCCGACCGCCACCAAGGACUCAACGACGAAGGCCAAGGAGCCCCAGCUGCUGCCGGUCUCCAGCCUUCCCCUGCCGGGCUACCUGGAGCAGACGCUCGGCCACCACCUGGUUCGGGUGCUGACGACGGCCGGCUGCCGCAGGCCCAAGCACCCUCAGCUGGGCGUCACGGCCUCGGUGCUGGUACACAUCGGCCUGCAGCUGCAGACGCGCGCCGCCGCCUCCGACUGUGUGCGCCGCCGCCGCGAGCAGAGACUGGCAGAGUUCGAGGCCGCCUGCGGACUGGUGGAGCGGCUCGGACCGGCGGUGAACGGAGUUGGGUCCGACCCGCGUCACAUGCCGGACAAUCUCAGACGGGAGAUGGAGAGGUUCACGGCGAUGCUGCAGCGGCCGCGGCAGGCAGCCUACAGGGACGUCUGCUGA
Amphibalanus amphitrite is the source of this 6495-nucleotide messenger RNA. RefSeq names its product adenylate kinase 9-like. The transcript has a single exon. The record is from RefSeq and is a predicted model, not a curated record. Gene Ontology annotation, biological process: AMP phosphorylation. The coding region runs from base 1 to 6495 and encodes 2164 amino acids. Lineage: Eukaryota; Metazoa; Arthropoda; Thecostraca; Balanomorpha; Balanidae. Gene Ontology annotation, cellular component: cytoplasm. Gene Ontology annotation, molecular function: AMP kinase activity; ATP binding; nucleoside diphosphate kinase activity.